AUGACAUCAACGCAACGCCAACUAGAUGAUCAAAAGCAUCGAUCCAAAGAUGGUGCGGACGGCGUGAUCCCAAGCAAAACAAUGCAAGCGAAUAAGGAAACUGAAGAUAGUGAUCAGCAAGAUGCUUUGGAGUCCAUCCGAACUAUGCUGAACCGGGAACAGACCUCGUAUGUAAUACAGACUGCUGAUGAUAAUUUAUCAUCAGCCAAUAAGCCAUUCUCUGCGUUCGUAAAGCCUAUUCAGCGAAAACGAAUGAUUGAAUGGUGCCUCGCCAUGGUAGGCACCAUGGAACUGAGGCGAGAAACAAUUGAACGAGCCAUCAACCUCAUCGAUCGAUUCAUCCUGCUGAAGGGUGGAAGGAUCCUGUUGUCGGAUCCCAUACUCUAUCAACGUGCUGUUAUCACAGCAUUGUACAUUAUGAUCAAGUGCCACGAGGAGGAAGCCAUCCCUAUUGAAGAUAUGGCAUAUGUUUGUGGUGGUGGAGAUGAUAAUGGGAAAACCAGUGCCGAGGAUCUUGCUCAUACAUCUGAACAGUUGGAAGCAAUGGAAGUCGUGCUCCUUAAUGAACUCCAGUGGGAAAUCAACCCUCCCACAUCGUUCGAAUACAUUGCACACUUCUUGAAGUUGCUCAAGCUUCCCGUGUCCGAUCGUUUAUUCGAUACAGUACAACAAGAUGAUCACGAAGAAGACGAAGGCGACGAAGGAACUCAACCUGAUGAAGCUGAUGAUAGCGAAACCAAAUGGCUCUUCGACUUGGUUACCUUUGAAGUUGAAGAGUAUUUUGUUGACUACGAUUGUUGGAAGAAGGGAGCCUUUCACAACGCUUAUAACGCUUUUAUGGAUGUGCUUCCGAUGCGACAAGGAGGGGAAGAACUGGCUCAACGUUUGGCCUCUUUGCUUGCUGUCGCAGUGCCAGAGUUGGAAAGAUAUCGAUCAACUCAUUGCUCCUCCAAUGCGUCUACAUCAACAACGAGCCAUACUUCUUCCAGACUCGGCAUCGUUGGAGACGAGGCAGAAGAUGCUUCAAGCUUGGCUGGGUUGGACUAUCAAUCGGCUUCCUCCGAUGAUGAUGAUGAUGAUGAUGAUGAUGAUUCUUCCGAUGACGGCUCAUCGUCAGAUGAUUCUGCGUCCAUGUCUAGCAGCGAGACGAGUUCCGUUUCGAAUACCCUCCCAGAAGGAGAACCAUUGGAGACAGUGAUAUCAAUAAGUAUUACCAAGACAGGGUCGUCCACGGAAACACAAGAGUCAUUCAUAAGUCAGCACACUCGUACUGCACUGGGCAAUAUUAAGCUUGACCUGGAAGAUAACGAAAGUCCGGCCUGCGUCAUGGAUAGAGGUCUAUCAACGCUGAUGCAGACCUCAUUGGUGGCGCAGACCGCAGAUCUAUUAGAUGCCGAAGACUGA
Molecule: messenger RNA, 1404 nt
Organism: Cylindrotheca closterium
Lineage: Eukaryota; Bacillariophyta; Bacillariophyceae; Bacillariales; Bacillariaceae
Source: the annotation of a GenBank genome assembly